AUGAAACCCAGUCUACCCCGGAGCUCAGCCCCCUUCGUCUUCACUGUGAUUCUCUCCUUCGGUGUCCAUUUCCCAACCAUCUGGUGCCAAGAAACCCAGCGACCAUUUGAUAUUUGUGGCGAAUCGGUCAAUUGUGGAGCAAUUACAGUAGAGUACCCAUUUUGGGGGUUAAAUCGUCCGGCAUACUGCGGCCACCCUGGUUUUCAGCUAAUCUGCCCAUCGAAUGUUCCCCUACUCAAUUACGAAUCAGUAAACUACCGAGUUUUGCGUUCGGAUACCAGUACACAGACGAUCACCAUCGCUAGAAACGAUCUCCGGGAAAGCAUUUGCCCUCGAUUUCUAUACAACACCUCCUACAACUCGACGCUGUUCAACGGCGACAAUUUUGACCGGCGGAAUGUGUCUUUGUACUACAAUUGCAAUACUAGUAGUACAGUGAUACCUUUGAGCGCUAAUUACAGAUUUAACUGUAAUGUGAAUGAGAGCCAAAGUGACGGUUAUUUCAUAACAACUGAUCAGCUAAUCCCCAGCGUGGCUAAUUUCUUGGAUCAGUGUCAAAAUCGCAUCCAUGUACCGGUGAAUCAAUCUUCAGCAGAUCGAUUAGCGACAGCGAUUGCUACAACAGAUGAUCUGAGGUCAGGUUUGACGGCCGGUUUCCAGCUACAGUGGACGGCGAAUAACAAUGAAUGUGAUCGGUGUAUUCGGUCGGAUGGUCAAUGUGGGUCAAACUCAGCGUCGCCUGAUUUGUUUGCUUGCUACUGUGCUAAUGGAAAUUUCUCGUUAACUUGUAACAAUUCGGAUGGAGGUGGAGCUUUGUUCUUGACGUGGCCAUCGUCUUUAUCGUUUGGGAGGGAGGAGAGCGCUGCCACCUCCUGUAAAUCGACUUCACCGAAAACCACUUUGGAUUCCACCUCGAUCGACGACAUCAGAUCUACAACAAUGAGAUCUUCAAACAAGACCGACAAGAAGGGUUUCUAUAUCAAAACUCCAACAAAAUCAAAAAGAAAUGUUUCAACAUCCGGUGUAGGCAACAUUGGAGAAAGAGAGAGACGGUGGAGAGGAAAAAAGACAUACUGGAUAGAGAAUGGCAGUUAUGGUGGCGGUUUCCGACUGGUGUUGGUGUUUUUUUGA
Messenger RNA from Lactuca saligna, 1131 nucleotides. Lineage: Eukaryota; Viridiplantae; Streptophyta; Magnoliopsida; Asterales; Asteraceae. The record is from the annotation of a GenBank genome assembly.